Lycium ferocissimum is the source of this 1936-nucleotide messenger RNA. RefSeq lists its product as uncharacterized. Gene Ontology annotation, molecular function: calcium ion binding. Gene Ontology annotation, biological process: endoplasmic reticulum calcium ion homeostasis. Gene Ontology annotation, cellular component: endoplasmic reticulum. NCBI's taxonomy places the organism in Eukaryota, Viridiplantae, Streptophyta, Magnoliopsida, Solanales, Solanaceae. The record is from RefSeq and is a predicted model, not a curated record. The transcript has 3 exons. The coding region runs from base 76 to 1578 and encodes 500 amino acids.
AAUUCUGCAUCUUCUCCAUUUCUUUCCAUUUCAGAGAGAUCAAAUCCAAAUCCACACAAACAAACAAUCUCUCUAAUGGCGAAGCACUCUUUUUCCCUCAUCCAUCUCUCUUCCUUCAUCCUCCCUAGAGGAGGCGAUACUCGCUUUUACCUUAUUGCCCUUUUGUCCAUCCUCUCUCUUCUCCUCCACCAUCUCUCCCCCAUCGUUGCCUCCGCCACUCCCCACCACUUCGAGGGUUUCGACGCCGAUGAAAUCGACGACUCAGAUGAACCCAUCAUCAUCUCUUCCUCAUCCACCCCUCCCCCACCCCUCACCACCACCCUCUCUGUCUCUGACCCCAUCGAAUCUCACCAUGGCCCACCUGAUCCUCUUUCAUCUGAUCCCACCCCUUCACAGCCGUCCGAUCCAAAGCCUGCUUCUACAUCCUUCGAUUACUGGGAUGAAGAUGAGUUUGAAGGUAUCCCUACUCAAUCUUCACCCUCUGAUUCCGUUUUAAUUACUGAAUCUGCCACUUCCACGUCAUCCGAAUCCAGUUCGGAUCUCCAAAAAGAGCCUGAGACUGAGCCGGAAAGUCCGAAGUCUAUAUCGGCUUAUACUGUUGAGAUUGUUUGUGUUUCUUUCUUGAUUAUGUUUGUUAUUAACUACUUUACUGGUAAAAAAGAGAAUGAGAAGUUAGCGUUAGCUUGGGCUAGUAAAUUUGCGACGAAAGAUUCGAUAUUUGAGAAGAAUUUUAGUUUAUUGGGUGUUGGGGAAACUGAUGAUUCGCCGUUAUUGUUGAAAGAAGGACAAAAUGUGUUUAAGUUUUAUGCUAGUGGAAGGAGAUUUUGUCAGGGUUUGUUGGCUACGAUGGAGUUGAAGAGUAGGCAUGAUUUGAUAUCGAGGUUGUAUAAUAUGGUGGUGCCUUGUAAAGAUGAGAUAACGUUCGAGGUGUAUAUGAAUGAUGAUGCUAUGGAUCAUGUGGUUGUUGCUGUGGGGAAGAAGAAAUUGGCUAAGACUAUGCAAAAGGAGAUUACGGAUCUGCAGAGAUUUGCGUCAUUGGUGAGUCCACCGAAUGGGAGGAAGUGGGUUGCUGAUGAGUUGGCUGUUGUUGCUGAGUCAAAGGAAGUGGCUGGGGAUAUGAUCAGUGAAACUGUGCUCGAUCAGGUUUUCGGUGACAAAGCAUAUGAGAAAUUUGGUAAAGGUUUCAUCUCGAUGCAUUUCUCUGAUCAACAUAUUGGGUCACACAAGAAGAUGCUGGUGUUCAAGUUUGCUCUCCCUGAUGCUAAAAACAUGGCUGACAUGACCCGGCUUGUGGCUCUUGUACCUUAUUACAUCGACUUAGUUGGACGGUACAAGCUGAGCUCGCAUGCCCGUACUAAGACUGAUGGGGCAAGACAGAAGGUUGCCCAAGAGAUUUACAAAGAACUCCAGAAUGCCAGGCAAGAAGCACUGCAAAGGAAGAAGGCUGAACAGAGAAAGAAGAUAGAGGAAGCUGAGGCUAAGCUUAGUGCAGAGGCACUUCGCAAGAAAGAGGCUAAAGAGCGUGCUCGGCAGAUGAAGAAAGCAAUGCCAAAAAUGAAGAUGUCCCGCACUGGGUAGAUUUGAGUUUAUGUGCCAUCUCAAUCUUCUCAAGAUCCCGUCAAUGGUGAUUGUGUGUCCCAGUGUCACUGAGUUUGCAUCUUGUAUUAGUUAGACGGGAUGUCUCUCUGCUGGUUCUGUACCUUAGUUAAGUAGUAGCCUAGGGGUCUUCCUUAUUUUAGCCACAGGCUGUGGAUUUUGACUUAGUCUGGUGCCUAUUGUGAAGUAAUGGGCACACUCAGUUAAAAUAAUAUUUUGUUAGAACUGAGAACCAUUUCUAAUUGCACUGGAUUAGAAUAUUUUAGACUUGAACUUUGGUGGUCUAAAUGACUGGAAUGAUUGUUUGCUACAAAAUUCGAUGUAGUUUAUCUGUCUACUA